Messenger RNA from Pleuronectes platessa (European plaice), 1135 nucleotides. It is a transcript of the gene vps37d, whose product is annotated as VPS37D subunit of ESCRT-I. The record is from RefSeq and is a predicted model, not a curated record. Gene Ontology annotation, cellular component: ESCRT I complex. Gene Ontology annotation, biological process: protein targeting to vacuole; protein targeting to membrane; ubiquitin-dependent protein catabolic process via the multivesicular body sorting pathway. The transcript is spliced from 4 exons. The coding region runs from base 47 to 964 and encodes 305 amino acids. NCBI's taxonomy places the organism in Eukaryota, Metazoa, Chordata, Actinopteri, Pleuronectiformes, Pleuronectidae.
GCGGUGCGGAUCCUCCGAACGUCCACAGCCGCAGUGCGAGGGGAACAUGUCCGGCUCCAGGGAGAACAACUCGUGUCCGGACGGCUACCGGGCGCUGAGCCCCGCGGAGCUGCGGGAGCUGCUACACAGCGACGGCAAAAUGGACCAGAUCAUCCGCCUCAAUGAAACGUUCCAGGAUCUUCAGGUGGACAGGGAGACGCUGCUGACCUCCAACCGCAGCCUGGCGGAGGAGAGCCUCGCCCGGCGACCCCGGCUCAACAACGGCAAACUCCAGCUGGCCGAGAAAUACCGGGAACUGUCCAGCCUGGCAACCACGUGCUGGGAAAAACAGAGUCAGCUCGGAGCUCACGUCCAGAAGCAAAGCCUGCAGACGAUGCAGAACCUCCUGCAGGAGGAGGUGGCACAAGAAGAGGAGCAUUCAGAGGAGCUGCUGGAGAAGUUCAUGGAGGGGAACGUAAACCUGGACGAGUUCCUGGACUCCUUCCAGUGCUCCAGGAAGACGUAUCACGUCCGCCGGGCGCAGGCGGAGAAGAUGCAGGAGGUCGCUCAGGCCAAACGCCAGCUGGUCAAAACCAAGACGGCGGAGGAGAGCCGAGUCCCCGAGGUGAAGAGGGACUCGGAGACGCCUCCGGAGCCGCAGCGGCCCAACGGCUUUGUAGCGCAAGGACCUUUAAGACUGUUCCAGGUUCGCUACGGCCUCACGCCGGCCAUCCUCCUGCCUCAUUACCCCGUUUCCCCUCCGGCCUCAGCCCCCUGCUAUCAGGGUAGUACCGCGCCGCCCGAGCCCCAGCUGGGACAGAACCACAUCCUCAGCCCCAGCACGCCGAUCCCAGGACACGGCCAGCCGGUCAACCUCAGGGUCAUCGGACAGCUAUCGGGGGGCUGGCCGGCGAACGGGCGGCCGGUGAGAGUGCAGCAGCUUUACAGGCCGAACCCUCAACAGCCAGAGCCGCCGUUCCGGUAAAGCUGGAUGAGGGUGGAGUGGGGGCGGAGGAAGAAGAAGAGGAAGAGGAUGAAAAGAAGCCUGUUUGAGAGGAAUCAAACAAUGGCUGUCACAAUCACGUAAAGCAAAGACUGAUGCAGUGGCAGGAGGAGAGGCCGACGUCCGUCUCUGUUCUUCAUCCAUGACACGCAA